Messenger RNA from Cryptomeria japonica (Japanese cedar), 1958 nucleotides. Its product is annotated as type IV inositol polyphosphate 5-phosphatase 11. The transcript is spliced from 7 exons. Gene Ontology annotation, biological process: phosphatidylinositol dephosphorylation. Gene Ontology annotation, molecular function: phosphatidylinositol-3,4,5-trisphosphate 5-phosphatase activity; phosphatidylinositol-3,5-bisphosphate 5-phosphatase activity. The record is from RefSeq and is a predicted model, not a curated record. Lineage: Eukaryota; Viridiplantae; Streptophyta; Pinopsida; Cupressales; Cupressaceae. Gene Ontology annotation, cellular component: plasma membrane. Bases 538 to 1812 code for a protein of 424 amino acids.
CGUUGGGCAAUCAAAGUCCAGACGGCGACCUUUUCAAUCUGUCUGGCUUUAUAUAGAAGAGCUCGGAAUUUGCAUGAAACACAUGGCAUGAAACACAGCCUCUCUUUUUCAUACAGACCAUUUUGUAGUUGGCCUUUAUCACUCAGGUGACGCUUCUUUUAUACGUGUCCUUUUUGACUUGUGUAUUUGGACACAGUAGAAUUUUGAAAAUUUCUUCUGAGAAGCAAAAGUCCAAUAUCUUAUCGACAAGAGGCAGCUUUUCCAUCUGCCGACCAUAUUUGUCAAAUGUUUAUACUGUGCGUGAUUUAAUUGUUAUCUGUAUUUGGUUCAGUUGCUGCACAUACACGUAAACCGUCACAGUUCUCAGAGUUUUUCUCCCUUAUAUAUAGAAAUUCUGUGGAUUGUCUGUAUUUUCUCUUAAAUUCGACCUUGGAAUGUUUCAGAGCGUUCCUGCAUGCUAGGCAGUUGUUGCAGUCAUUCUGAAAGUCUACAACUUGCAUGAACAAUUAAGAAAGUGAAUAUAUCGGCGUUUGUGCAAUGGGUAAUUGUGUGUGCAGAGGUUCAGAGAGAAAUAGGGUUGAGAAGACAAGUGGUGAAGAGAUGUGUAGGAAUAGAACAAAGUUUAAAGCUACAAGGAAUUUGAGAGUUUUUCCCAGAGAUGAAAUAGUUAAGAAAUGCCAUGAAGGUAUCAUAGAGAGAAAUAUGAGUGAUUCAGAUAAAAUGGGUUUUUCUGACCAGAGAAGGCUCUGCCAGAAGGAGACUGUGGAGCGUGGUGCUAUCAAAAGGGUUGAAAAUAAAUCUGGUUGGCUCUUGAAUGGAGGAUCAGAUCUUUGCAUGUAUAUUGUCACCUGGAAUAUGAAUAGCAAGGUUGCUUGUCAUGACAUGCUGAAGCUUCUGGGAAGAAAAAGAGGCAGCUUUGAUUUUUAUGUGGUGGGGUUACAGGAAGCUCCCCAUGUAGACAUUGCAUCUUUCAUUCAGAAGGCCCUGGGUCGCAAUUACAGCAUGGUUAGGGCGGCCACCAUGCAAUCACUGCGACUCUACAUUUUUGGAAGAAAAUCUCUGGAUUCCUUAAUCAGAGAUGUGAGGGUGGAUAAAAUUAAAGGUGGGGGCUUAGGCGGCGUGGUUGGACGGCAGAAAGGAGCCGUUGCAAUUUCAUUUGACUUCAUUAAUACAUCUUUUAUCUUUAUAUCCUGCCAUCUUGCCCCUCAUCAGAGUAACGUAGAAGAACGUAAUUCUCAAUACCAACGUAUUAGCCAAACUAUCUUUUCAGACUCAACGAGCAGAAUGCAUUCACCAUGUUUGCAGAGUCCAAACCGGCUGACGGACCCACUUGGCCUAAAAAAAGAAAGCAAAGUCAUAUCUCCAACGUCUCUUGAAACUUCUGAUGUGGUGGUCUGGUUGGGUGAUCUCAACUACCGAAUCGAAGGAUCUAGAAACUCAGUCGGCUCUCUCAUCAACCAAAACUUCCAACAGCUGAGAGCAAAAGAUCAACUUUCUCGAGAAGCAGAAAAGGGCGAAAUUUUUCAUGGUUUCUGCGAAGGGCCACUGUCAUUUCGACCCACUUACAAAUAUGACAUCGGUACAGAUGACUAUGACACAAGCACAAAGAGGAGAGUCCCAUCUUGGACAGACAGAAUUCUGUACAAAAUAAAUUCAGGAGGCAAUGUGAAAGCCCACGUAGAGGAUUAUGACUCUAUCGACAGCAUAAAGGGAUCUGAUCACAGGCCUGUGAAAGCUCAUCUUUGUAUCAAAUUUAGGCGGCCACUUGUAAACCACCUGCAAACUACAACUUCCUGCUCAUGUAUGCAUUAAAUGGAGCAAAUUUUUCACAGACCAUAUUCACCAAUGGUUCGUUUGUAAUUUGUAAAUACCAAUUCAUGCAUCUCUUGAAAGAAGAGAGUUUGUCCGAGUUAAUUGAGGACUCGGACAUGUAAAUCUAAUCACGGAAUUGCUAAAUU